GCACACCUCGCCCCAAAAUCACGCAAAUUUUUUCGUGAUGUUUCCUCGAUGGCAUCACACCAUCGCGUCGGGUCGGGUCCCAAGCCCGCCCGUAUCAUCCGCCACCGACUCUUUUAUUCUUUUAUCUUUAUCGUUCCUCAGCGGACCCUACCUUUCCGCCGAUUCCACCCAUCGUUGAGCGCUUAUAUCCUUCCUCAUCAGAGAGUCAGGCAUAGCACGAGGUGAUCGCACUCGCACUUCCUCAUCCCUCCCGCUGCAAGGCUCCUGAGAUGGCUUACUAGGAAUUUAUCUCAACUCAGCCCCUGUGUUGUCGGAUCAGCUUCUUCAAGAGGCCGGGCGUGAUCAGCUCUUAUCAGAACCUUGCUUCGCGGCAAAAGCCAAGCGAGCAGGGCACCGCGAUUCCAGUAGUAGUAACACCUCGCAGCGUCAUUAACCGCGAACCGCGCACGCGCAUCGGCGACCAUGCGAAGGCCCUUCUCAACCGCGAUCGCGGCGUGCGUGCUCCUUCUCGCGCUCUUCUCGAGCGUCGCAGAUUCCAAGCCGUUGGUGCCAGUGGGGCUGCAAAAAGGGCGGUCCACCUUGAGCCCAUGGAGCCUCGGAGUUGACUCGUGGACUCAGCCUGCUGUGAAUCCCGGCACCUUUCUCGUAUUUAGGUGGUCUGACGCGGAGCGCGAUGUGCAGCAAUUUCCAGAUGAAGACAGUUUUGAUUCAUGCAACUUCUACAGUGCAGAUCCAUUAGGUCCUCCUAGGAAAGUGGGUAUGGAUGUGUACCUAGUCAGAAGGGCUGAGAGGGGAAAAACACUGUUUUUUGGGAGCAGAGUAGGAACAGACUGUUACAAGGGCCUCAAGGUGGCCAUUCGCGUGAGCUAAUCAUGCUCUCUUGGCAGGGGAAGGCAGUAAGAACUCAAUAUAGUACAGGAGGAGGACGGUACACAAUAUGCUUCUUCAGGGCUCAAAAUAGAAGGCAUCCAUUUGCGGUGCCUGGUUUAGGGGCUGAUCAGGGGAGCAUUGGCAUGGUAAAGACGGCUAAUGCCGUAGUGCAUAAGAAGUACCGCCGAACUAUGCUCCUAUGACCAAGUGUGCCACACUUAGCCCAUUACCUUAGCUAUGGCUGUGUCGAUUAAUCAUAGAUGCGCA
This is a messenger RNA of Closterium sp. NIES-67, 1137 nucleotides long. The record is from the annotation of a GenBank genome assembly. Lineage: Eukaryota; Viridiplantae; Streptophyta; Zygnematophyceae; Desmidiales; Closteriaceae.